This is a messenger RNA of Thecamonas trahens ATCC 50062, 1905 nucleotides long. RefSeq lists its product as uncharacterized. The coding region runs from base 154 to 1905 and encodes 583 amino acids. Gene Ontology annotation, molecular function: zinc ion binding; ubiquitin protein ligase activity. The record is from RefSeq and is a predicted model, not a curated record. NCBI's taxonomy places the organism in Eukaryota, Apusomonadida, Apusomonadidae. The transcript is spliced from 4 exons.
UCGAGUGCAUCGAGUGCAUCGACAGCGGCGCCAGCCCGGGCGAGGCGGCGGAUCAGGACGAGUACGGUGGCGCAGCGGGCCAAGAAGCCAGUUGCUGACUCGGCCGAGGUCGAGGAGCGCGCGGUGCGUUGGCGAGCGCGGGCUCCUGCUGGAAUGAAGCGGCGGAAGGAGCGGGCGAUGUCCCAGCCGCUGUUUCUCCUCUCGGCGUCGAUCGAUCGCGACGUGCCGCGCGGGGAGUUUGCAGUCACCGGCUCGACUGGCAACGUCUACAACGUGGUCUUUGCCGAGAGGACGACGUGUUCGUGCCCCGACGCGGGGAAGGGCAAUGUGUGCAAGCACGCCCUCUUUGUCGGCAUCAAGGUGCUUAAGAUCCCAUCGCGCUCGCCACUGCUGUUCAACGCCCUGCUUCCGUCCGAGCUCAAGGUGGUCUUUGCCAACCUUGCCAUUGCGCGGCACGUCAUGGCGUCAUCGCAGGCGCAGCAGGCGUACGUGACAGCCGUGCUGGGCGAGGGCGAUGCUGACGGCGACGGCAAUACAAGCGGGGCGCCUGGCGUGACCCGCAAGCCUGUCGACGGCGAGUGUCCAGUUUGCUUUGACGAUCUGGACUCGGAUCCGGUGGUGUGGUGCCGGGGCCAGUGCGGACAGAACCUACACAAGCGCUGCUUCGAGCAGUGGUCGGCGCACGGCGGCAAGGUGUGUGUUCUCUGCCGCGCGCCAUGGCUCGAGACCUCGCUGUCCAACGUCGAGGGCUACAUCAACUUGGCCCCGUUUGAACGACGCGCCCUCACUGCACGGCUCGACCGGUACCGAUCGGCCUACCAGUCCCGAAUCGUUGUCGCAGCGCUUGCCGAGGACCUUGAUGACGUCCUUGCGCGUCCAGCGGUCGAGAACCAGGCCAAGUUGGAGAAGGCCGAGGCCAAGCUGAAGGAAGCUAAGGACGAGCUGAAGGAAGCUAAGGACGAGCUGGAGAGGGCCUACAAUGAGCUCGAGACCAAGCGAAAGCAGGCGGAGGUGGUGCAGGCCCAGUUGCGUGCGGCGCGUGCGUCGCUCGUCCUCGGGCCGGACGUUGCACCUCUCCCGCCUGCUGCGCCGUCGCUCGACUCGCUCGCCGUCGUCGCCGGGGCGUCGAAGGCAACUCGAGAGAUCAUGGACGAGCACUGCGUCUUCCACAACGACGAUGUGGUGGCCAACGCAGGCAAGGACCCGUCGUUUUUCGACGCCGCGUGCGGGAUGGGAACGCUCCGGCAGAGCGUGUGGGAACCCCGGCCGGUCGACGCCAACGCUGUUGAGGCGCUCAAAGUCGACCUGGCGCGGCUGGUGGCGAGGCCGUCGGGCGACUGGAUCGGUGUCGUGGGCAGCGUGGCGUCGGCGUCCCGCAACGUACACCUGGAGGAGACGCACAACGCGGUCCUCUCGAGCCAUCUCUGCCGCCGCGAGAUGCUGCGUGAGGCGCAUGUCUCCGGCCUUUCUGAGGCGUUGGAGAACGCGGCUUGCGCUGUGCGGCGCGAUGCGAGCAAGAUUGAGGAGGCCAACGAGGAUGGCAAGUCGCAGGUGCUGUUGCACUCGCGUGAGGACGCCUACCCUUUGAGUUCGCAGGCGGACAUUGAGGCACGGACAUCUGUUGCGGCGCUCACCGCGACGUACUUUGCGGUCGAGGCGCAGUCACCGACGUUUUCGGGCAACCCCGUCGACUUUGCGGCGAGCCUCGUGUACCACGGCGUCCGGCUUCGGCUCGCGAUGUUCGAGCCCGGUAACUCGGCCAAGGAGCACCAGGCCGCCGCGUACGCGCUCAACACCUUCCGUUCGCUCUACGGCCUGCCGCCGUUUGUCACGCUCCUCGCCCUCCACGGGCGGUUCAUCUCGUCGCGCGACGAGUCGGUGCCGAAGAGGCUGUACCUCGUCUGA